AUCGUUUUCUCUCCUCACGACUUUUCAAUUUGGAGAGAGAUGAUAUUAUAUAAUGUCGCACGCCUCUCCAUCGUUUACACUGUUGAUGAUGAUCAUAUCUCAAUUCUCGAACAAAAAGUCGCUGUCUUUUGGCUAACAUUGCCACGGCUUUUCCUCCUCAUUCUUUCAUCUUCCUGCCCAAUGAAGAUCAUGGUAAUGAUCAUUUCUUUUCCCCUUCUUGCCCUCCCCAACUCUUCCUUGGUGUUGACCAAGUUCUUGUGGAGGAUGAAUGAUGGAUCGCAUGUUGGUGAGAAGAAGAAGAGGCUUAAGUUGGAACAAGUGAAGGCACUGGAGAAGAGUUUUGAGUCGGGUAACAAGCUGGAACCGCAGAGGAAAUUGCAACUGGCUAAGGCUUUGGGGUUGAAACCAAGGCAGAUAGCCAUCUGGUUUCAAAACAGGAGGGUUAGGUGGAAGACCAAGCAAUUGGAGAAAGAUUAUGAUGUUUUGAAGAAACAGUGUGAAGCACUCAAGGCUGACGCUGAUGCACUUCAGGCUCAAAACAAGAAGCUUAGUGCUGAGUUAUUGUCUUUGAAAACCAAAGAUACAAACGAAAUAAGCAUUAAGGAUGAAGUAAAUGAGGGUUCAUGGAGCAGUAAAAACCUUUUCUCAACUUCAUCAACGAGGCCAACAAGCAUGGUUCAACUUCUCCAAGGCUCAACAAGACCAAACCUCCCAUGCACUAAACCUGACCAAGUAGUUCAAGAAGAGGGAUUUUGCCAUCUGUUGAAUGAAGUUGAUGAGCAGCAAGGUUUUUGGCCAUGGGGUGAGCAAUAAGAAAAGUCCAACUGAGCCAAGAGGCCAGGUUGAGCUAGCAAGUUAGUUAAGAAGAAAAUUUGGGAAUUUUCCUGUCAACUUCAAAUUCUUGUUUUGGUUGUUGGUUGGUGUAUAGAAUUGGAUACAUUUGAUAUCAUUUGGGCAGAAAAAUCAAUAUGUUGGUUUGGCUCUGAAAUUAAACACUUUCUUGUGAAAUAUUUUUAUUUGACAUUGAGUGGUUUCCCAA
Messenger RNA from Gossypium raimondii (Peruvian cotton), 1039 nucleotides. Its product is annotated as homeobox-leucine zipper protein HAT7-like. Gene Ontology annotation, cellular component: nucleus. The record is from RefSeq and is a predicted model, not a curated record. The coding region runs from base 40 to 813 and encodes 257 amino acids. Gene Ontology annotation, molecular function: sequence-specific DNA binding; DNA-binding transcription factor activity, RNA polymerase II-specific. Lineage: Eukaryota; Viridiplantae; Streptophyta; Magnoliopsida; Malvales; Malvaceae. The transcript is spliced from 4 exons. Gene Ontology annotation, biological process: positive regulation of DNA-templated transcription.